Messenger RNA from Pipistrellus kuhlii (Kuhl's pipistrelle), 1350 nucleotides. RefSeq names its product putative tripartite motif-containing protein 49B. Gene Ontology annotation, molecular function: zinc ion binding. The transcript has 7 exons. NCBI's taxonomy places the organism in Eukaryota, Metazoa, Chordata, Mammalia, Chiroptera, Vespertilionidae. The record is from RefSeq and is a predicted model, not a curated record. Bases 1 to 1350 code for a protein of 449 amino acids.
AUGGAUCACAUCUUGCAAGUCAUCCAGAAUAAACUCAUCUGCUCCAUCUGUAGAAACUGCUUUGUAGACCCCAUCACCAUUAACUGUGGGCACAGCUUUUGUAGGCCCUGUUUCAACCUCAACUGGCUGAACAGGUCAGUUCUUGCUCACUGCUCUGAAUGCCAGGAAGCAAUCCAGGAGGAAGACUUUAAAACAAAUGUCACUCUCAAGCAAAUUGUUCUCAUUGUCAGAAAAGCCAGUCUGUGGCAAUUCCUGCACUCUGUGGGAAAUGAGUGUAUGAUACACAUGGAGGCAAAGCAGAUCUUCUGUGAGGAGCAGAGGAGCCUGCUCUGUACGCAGUGCUCUACCUCCCAGGAGCAUGGGGCUCACAGACAUGGUUCAGCAGAAGAGGCGGCUGAGCAACUCAGGGAGAAACUACUCGAGAUAAUGGGAUUUUUAUGGGAGAAAUAUUGUCUAAAUGACAGAAACCUGAAGGUAGAAACUGCCACAAUCAGAUCUUGGGAGACUUAUGUGAUCUCAAAGGGGAGUGCGGUCAGAGGUGUUUAUAAGAAUCUGCCUUCAUAUUUCUAUCUGGAAAAGGAUUAUUAUUUAGAAAAACUGACAAAGGAAGCCAAUAUGAUUUCUGGCCAACUCAGAGACAAUGGAGCCAGGAUGAUAGAGAAGAGGGAGCUUUUAAUAGAAAUGUAUACAGAGAUGAAGGAAAUGUGCCAUAAACCAGAUGUAGAGAUGCUCCUGGAUUUUGGAAAUAUAUUGUUCAGGGGUGAGUUGUUAUGUAUAUACACACCCCAGCCCCUGAAACCAGAGCUCACUGUAGAGAGCAUCACGUGGCUGAUUGAAACUUUCAACUUCUUCAAAGUGAAUAUCACUCUGCAGCAUAGAAGUACUCCUGAUCAUGUCUUCCUACAAGGAGAUUUGAUAAACCUGAGAGUUGGAUGUGGUUCUCAAGGUGCACCAUAUACCUCUCCACUAGCUGAGUGUUUUUAUCACUGGGAUGCUCAGACUUUUACCACUGGGAGACAUUACUGGGAGAUAGCAGUGGGAGACACUUGUGAUUGGGCUUUAGGAGUCUCUUGUAAUGAUUGGGUACAGGAGAAUGUACAUCUCCAUAAGGCAUUCUAUCUUCUUGGCUGUGCUGAAACGGACAUGCACCACAAGGUCUUCACCACCUCCCCACAUUUACUGCAAUAUGUGCCCAGACCUACUGGCCGAGUAGGGAUAUUCCUGGAUUAUGAAGGACCACUGAAUGCUGCUGAUUCUGUGUCCAGAGCUUUGGAUUUCGGGACCUGGGAGGCCGAAACUGUGCAGAAAGCAAUUCACAUGGACAGGCUGCCCAAGGAAACCAGGGAAUGA